AUCGAUAUAUCUUGGUGAAAAAACGUUGAUCAACACCGACCAGCAGAGGUACACAAAACAAGCGAAUUUAAUAAAUAUUGAAUCAAAUUGUAAAUUAAAAGCAAGAUGUCGGCUGAUGUACGUGAUAUUUUGGACAUUGAGCGAGCUAAUACGCCCGAAAUAACCAGGGACUCAUUCCUUGCAACAAAAAAGCGUAAUUUUGAGCGUACAAAACAUGCUUCCCGGCGUCCGGAAGGAAUGCACCGCGAGGUCUUCGCGCUGCUGUAUACAGACAAGAAGGAUGCACCGCCUUUGCUGCCGACAGACACUGCACUGGGCAUCGGGGCGGGUUAUAAACAAAACAAAGCUCGGCUGGGCAUGAAAAAGGUGCGCAAAUGGGAAUGGGCGCCUUUCUCGAACCCCGCUCGUAACGAUGCUGCAGUCUUUCAUCAUUGGAAGCGUGUUAGCGAUGACUCCACAGACUAUCCGUUUGCCAAAUUCAAUAAGCAAUUGGAGAUACCCACAUACACAAUGACCGAGUAUAACGCACACUUGCGCAACAAUAUUCAAAACUGGAGCAAAGUGCAGACGGAUCAUCUGUUUGAUUUGGCCAGACGAUUCGAUUUACGCUUUAUUGUUAUGGCGGAUCGUUGGAAUCGCCAACAACAUGGCAUCAAAACUGUGGAGGAGCUUAAGGAACGAUACUAUGAAGUAAUAUCGCUGUUGGCUAAGGCCAAGAAUCAGUCCGUUGAAAAGAAAACAUUCGUAUACGAUGGCGAGCAUGAGCGUCGUCGCAAGGAACAACUGGAGAAGCUCUUUAAGCGCACAACGCAACAGGUAGAAGAGGAGCAAAUGCUGAUCAACGAAAUGAAGAAAAUCGAGGCGCGCAAAAAGGAACGCGAACGCAAAACACAAGAUCUACAAAAACUCAUCUCUCAAGCAGAUCAACAAAACGAGCAUACGACCAAUACGCCAAGCACACGCAAAUACGAAAAGAAACUGCACAAAAAGAAGGUGCAUCAUCAGCCGCGACCCUCUAAAGUAGAUUCGGUGGUAAAUGCCAUCGAAAUUGGCAGCAGCGGCAUCAAAUUUGCCGAUCUACGCGGCUCUGGUGUAUCGCUGCGUUCGCAAAAGAUGAAAUUGCCCGCAAAUAUAGGACAGCGUAAGGUGAAAGCGCUCGAACAGGCCAUACAAGAGUUCAAAGUUGAUCCUGCUCCACCGCCCACAGAGGAUAUAUGCACCUCCUUUAAUGAGCUGCGUUCGGAUAUGGUCUUGCUUUGCGAACUGCGCACAGCUCUUUCCACCUGCAUCUAUGAAAUGGAGAGCUUAAAGCAUCAGUACGAGGCUGCCUGUCCAGGCAAGACGCUCAAUAUACCGCCCUCCUUGGUGCCCAUAAAGAGCGAAACCCUGGAGCCCAAUGCAAACUAGACAGGCAGCGAAUCACGGAAGAUAAUACGCACGUCUUACUAAUCAGCGCAAGAACAACAGUAACAACAAUUGCACUUAACCCGUUUGCCACUCGCUAUAUUUGUGCAUGUGCGCUACUCCCAGUCUAGUUAGUA
This is a messenger RNA of Drosophila hydei, 1541 nucleotides long. It is a transcript of the gene DMAP1, whose product is annotated as DNA methyltransferase 1-associated protein 1. NCBI's taxonomy places the organism in Eukaryota, Metazoa, Arthropoda, Insecta, Diptera, Drosophilidae. The transcript has 4 exons. Gene Ontology annotation, biological process: DNA repair; chromatin remodeling; negative regulation of transcription by RNA polymerase II. Gene Ontology annotation, cellular component: nucleus; NuA4 histone acetyltransferase complex; Swr1 complex. The coding region runs from base 106 to 1407 and encodes 433 amino acids. Gene Ontology annotation, molecular function: transcription corepressor activity. The record is from RefSeq and is a predicted model, not a curated record.